AUGCCUAAGGAAAUCAACGAAAGCAUGCAACUUUGGGGAGGCCGCUUCUCUCAGGAAACCAACCCCAUCAUGAGUGAGUUCAACAGGAGCUUUCCGGAUGGAAAACUCAUGUACCGCGAGGACUUGCAGGGAACCGCAGCGUAUGUCCUGGCACUUCACACAGCGGGAAUCUUAACCGCAGAUGAGCUUCAAGAAAUUAACCGUGGCCUCGAAGUGAUAUUAACCGAAUGGGAAAGCGGUAGUUUCCAGGAAAAAUCCGGCGACGAAGACAUUCACACUGCCAAUGAGAGACGCCUCACCGAGAUCGUGGGCAAGGUUGGUGGUAAAGUGCACACGGGUCGCUCACGCAACGAUCAAGUGUCUACGGACGUGCGCCUGUACGCGCGCAAGCACCUGCUCUUGGCGCGCCAGUACUUAAAAGAUCUCAUCACGUGCCUGGUUCACCGAGCGCGGGAUGAGAUAGACGUGCUGAUGCCUGGGUACACACACUUACAGCGCGCGCAGCCUAUCAGAUGGGCACAUCUUCUGAGCUCGUAUGCCACGCAGCUAACCGACGACCUUCAGCGGCUGGAAAUGGUACUGAACAUCACUAACAGGUGUCCGCUUGGCGCCGGUGCGCUGGCGGGAAACCCAUAUCAGAUCGACAGACAGCUCUUGGCGGAUCAGCUCGGGUUCGCACAGGUCAUCGGUAACUCGCUGAUGGUUGUAGGGGAUCGUGGGUUUGUGACCGACUCUCUGUACUGGGGAUUUAGUGUUGCGUCCCACCUGUCGCGGAUGGCCGAGGAUCUGAUCCUGUACUCUACUGCAGAAUUUGGCUUUGUCAAGCUCUCCGAUGCGUACUCCACAGGGUCCAGCCUCAUGCCGCAGAAAAAGAACCCCGACAGCCUGGAACUCCUCAGAGGCAAAUGUGGGCGAUUGUUUGGUAACCUGGCCGGCUUCAUGAUGACAGUGAAAGGCUUGCCCUCGACUUACAACAAGGACUUGGCGGAAGACAAGAGGGCAUUGUUCGACACCCUCGCUACCAUCCAAAAUUCGCUGCAAAUUUCUACAGGUGUCUUUUCUACGCUAUCUAUCAAUACAGGGAAGAUGAGAAGCGCUUUGUCCACAGACAUGCUGGCCACGGAUCUCGCAGACUACUUGGUCCGAAAAGGCGUCCCUUUCAGAGAGUGCCAUAAUAUAGUAGGAAGAGUGGUCAAUGCUGCCGACGAACUCAAAUACAGCGGCAUAGACAUUUUGAGUUUGGAAGAGUUAAAGGCCAUCGAUGAUAGGUUUUUGGAGGACGUACAUAUUGUUUUCGACUUCGAGAGCAGUGUUGAAAAGAAAUCGGCAAGAGGAGGGACGGCCAGAUCUGCUGUGAUCGAGCAACUAGACUUUAUCGAGAGCAAGAUUGCCGACCUGUGA
Messenger RNA from Lachancea nothofagi CBS 11611, 1401 nucleotides. Lineage: Eukaryota; Fungi; Ascomycota; Saccharomycetes; Saccharomycetales; Saccharomycetaceae. The record is from the annotation of a GenBank genome assembly.